Pseudonaja textilis is the source of this 1447-nucleotide messenger RNA. Its product is annotated as T-cell-interacting, activating receptor on myeloid cells protein 1-like. Gene Ontology annotation, biological process: immune response-regulating signaling pathway. The record is from RefSeq and is a predicted model, not a curated record. Lineage: Eukaryota; Metazoa; Chordata; Lepidosauria; Squamata; Elapidae.
AUCCAUUGUAUGGCACCAAGCUGAAGAUGCAAUGGAAAAGCACCAGCUUCAGUGCUCUGCCCAGGAGGAAUAUGCAGGCAGCUGGUUCUCCUUAUACAUGGGAGGCAGCCAGAAGCCAGUAGCUCAAAAGAAAGCUUUGCCAACAGAAUCUAGUGCCACCUUUGAAGUCCAUGAAGUUGGCCCAGAUGAGCAAUUCCAUUGUAGCUAUGAAAUCUGGGAGGCUGGGAAGGCAAUCCGCUCUCCACUCAGCCAGCCUGCAAACACCACAGAAAUGCAUUACCUGAAGCCGUCAAUUGUUGCAAGUCCCAGCACAGAAAUCUCAGUGGGACAGGACUGGAUACUCCAUUGUUGGGCUCCCUUUUCAGGUGUCAGCUUUGUCUUCUACCAGGCCAGGGACUUCCGAUAUGAGGUCACUCCUCAAGGGAACUCCAACAUGGCUGAAUUCUCCCUGAAGAAUGUCUCAAAGACUGAUGAAGGACGGUAUACAUGCUACUACCACAGCCUCACUGACCCUGUCAUCUGGUCCAAUGCCAGCAACCCUGUGGCGCUGAAAGUCCUGGAUGGGUCUGAUGUUAGCAGAUAUCAAGAGGUGUUGGUUGACUCUGAAGGGAAGCAUCGAGUGAAUUGUUCAAUGCCUCCCACAGCUGAGGGAUGGUUCCAUCUCUAUGUUGAUGGGGAGUUCUUUGCUGAAACCAGAGCAUGGCAAAAUGGGACAAGCGCCAGCUUUGGGCUCACAGAAGAUGCCCUCAGAAACCUCAAGGGAAAACUGAGCUGCCAGUUUGGGGAAAACCAGCUCAACGACACCAUAAGGCAGACACAAGAGUCACUUCUGCCGAGCACUGAUUUCACGGCAGCCCAUUCCAUUCGGCUUGGUCUCGGGUUCACAAUCCUUCUUGCAGCUCUGGCUUUUGUGGCUAAUGCAUUUUGGACUGAGAGGCACCCGGAAAACUGAGCCAGGCAAAAGCUUCUGAAUCAGCAAGAUAUGUGGAGUCACAGAAAAGCAUGGCUUGAAAUGGUCUUUUCUGGCAGUUGCAUCUAGUGAGAAGAGGGGUCAAGUCACUGAAAGUUUCCUGUGCAGAUUGAAGCUUUCAUUAUGCAAAACUGUUUAUCAAAAAGUCUUAUUGAACUGGAGAAGUGAUUGCAAGUCUUUUUCUUUAGCACCUUCAUAACUUGGAACAGCCUCUGAAUGAAUGGCCUUAACUCGAGGACUAUCUGUAUCAUAAAAACAAUGUCAUCUGUAUGUCAUUUCAACAAAUUACCUUUGGUAAUGUCAUCCAUUUUCAUCUUAAAAGGAAUACUUUGGGAGUUUUGAAUGUAUUUUAGCACAUGUGGCAACCUUUAAGUCAAUUUAAAUUUAACUGUCCUGCUGUGAUGGGUAAUGGAUUCAUGCAUCAUUACCCGAAGAAAAACUUCUUUUACCCAAUUUGGGAUAAUUUGCCCAGAUUUA